This is a messenger RNA of Akanthomyces muscarius, 648 nucleotides long. RefSeq lists its product as uncharacterized. The record is from RefSeq and is a predicted model, not a curated record. Lineage: Eukaryota; Fungi; Ascomycota; Sordariomycetes; Hypocreales; Cordycipitaceae. The coding region runs from base 1 to 648 and encodes 215 amino acids. The transcript has 2 exons.
AUGUCGGCGUCGGCAGAUGACGGCGACGCCUCGCUGCCAGCCACCACCCCCGGCCAAGCAGCGCACACCACACCGGAAAGGCCCGUCCCGCGACAGCGCAAAUCCGACGCCCACAGCGCGCAGGUGCAGAUCCAGAACCGUCGGCGCGAGCAUCUCCAACGCCACCCAGAGUACCUGACCAGCAUCGAGCAUGAGCUAGCAGACCCCAUACUGUAUGAGCGCCUCGUCAAGCGGCACCAAUCCGCCGCCGAGCGCGAAGCCGAAGGCCGAGCCAAAGGCUACGGGCGCACCCUCGAGGCUGACCUCGUCCGCGGCGAGACCAAGCUCGCCGACCUGCGCGAGGCCCCAUUGUCAUCUGGCAGCCAGGCUCCUUCUCGCCCGACCACAACGACGACGGGCAUCGAGGAGACGUGGGACCAGCCUGCUGAGUCCAAGACGCACGGGCUGGAGCUCUGGCAGGCGUUUCUCACGAACCGCUUCGUGAGAGGUCAGGAUGAAGAGUUUGACUAUGCAGCGGUGGAUGGGAAUGAAGAGUAUGAUGGCCUGGCGAGGAUGGAGGCCGAGGAGCAGUGGUUCGACGAGGAGGAGCCGGCGCGAGUGGAUGAUGCUAAGCGGUUGGAGGGGGAGACUGGCGUUCAGGAUUUUUAA